CAGGUUACAAAAUAUAUAACAUUAGGUAUAAUCAUCACAUCAGUCUCGUGUCAGUACGUAAUAAAUACAGCAAUGAGACCGGACGUAACAUUCGACGAUCGCAACGAAAGAUUCGAUUUAACAUCACUGAUCGACGAACAAAAUCGACAAUUCGAUAACAAUCACAAGAUCGACGACUCCGAAUAUAGAAGGAAUGCAAUGACAAAAUCGAGAAGGAAUGCAAUCGAUAAUAUACGACGAUACGAUUAUUCCGAUAACAACUUUGCCUUUCACGAUGACAUGAACAGUUCUGAAGACGGGGUUGGUGAUUUUGAAACGAAUUUGGUAGCUUAUCGAAUUAGGAAUGGAGACAAUCGAAGGUUUGAAGGUUUAGUCGAUUAUUUGCACGGAGGAGACAUGGUUAUACCAAAAAGGCGAAGUGACGGUCCUGAUCCUGAGAAAGAAAUACUGUUACAUUAUGCUGUUCCAAUUGACAUGAAAAUUAAGGGUUAUUUACAAGUGCCUGUAGUUGAAUAA
This is a messenger RNA of Achroia grisella, 516 nucleotides long. RefSeq lists its product as uncharacterized. The record is from RefSeq and is a predicted model, not a curated record. NCBI's taxonomy places the organism in Eukaryota, Metazoa, Arthropoda, Insecta, Lepidoptera, Pyralidae. Bases 73 to 516 code for a protein of 147 amino acids. The transcript has a single exon.